Molecule: messenger RNA, 4238 nt
Organism: Homalodisca vitripennis (glassy-winged sharpshooter)
Lineage: Eukaryota; Metazoa; Arthropoda; Insecta; Hemiptera; Cicadellidae
Product: neuroglobin-like
Exons: 3
Coding region: 327-896 (189 amino acids)
Molecular function (GO): heme binding; oxygen binding
Source: RefSeq, a predicted model, not a curated record
ACGUCGCGCCGCCACCGCCAUCUUGUAUGUCAGUCAGUCUGUGCUCGGUAAGUCCGCCAGUGACGCUGCCUCCACUCAGUCACUUACUAUCAUGUUCUGUAGGACUACGCCUAGUGUGUUACUUGAGUUUUGAUUUUCUCUCAUUUUUCCUCUUCUGUAUUCGGACGAUUUUUCACUUUUUUGUUAUUUUUCUUUUGGUAAUUUAAACUUAAGUGGAAUAAAAACAACUUAAUAAAAGUGCGAGUGUGGUUUUCUUACAAACAGUGCGCGUAUAAAAUUUUAACUAAUCAGGGCUGACAAUGUGUGCGUGGUGAAACCUGUUGACAAUGGGUUGUGAACUGGGUAAACUGGCUCAGAUGCAGCGAGGGGGUUCCGAGGGGGGCCCUAACAGGGGGGCUGACGAUCCCCCGGCUCCCGCACCCCCCGACCCUCGACUACCACUUACAGCAAAACAGAAGUACAGCAUGCUGGCCUCUUGGAAGGGAAUAUCUAGGGCCAUGGAACCCACCGGAGUCUACAUGUUUAUCAAGUUGUUCGAGGAGCACGAGGAGUUACUUGACCUGUUCACAAGGUUCAGGGAACUCAAAACGCGGGACGCUCAAGCCAACUCAAUGGAGUUACAAGAACACGCAACAAAGGUCAUGUCCACGCUAGACGAGGGCAUCAAGGAGCUAGACGAUCUCGAUUCCUUCUUUGAGUACCUUCAUCAAAUUGGAGCUUCACACAGAAAAAUCCCCGGCUUCAAACCGGACUAUUUUUGGAAAAUCGAAAAGCCGUUCCUGGAAGCGGUAAAGAUGACGUUGGGCGACCGGUACACGGAUAACGUGGAGAACAUCUACAAGAUCACGAUCAAGCUGAUCAUAGAGACUCUGGAGAAGGGAUACAAGGGCUCGUGAAGCUAGGACUAGUAGUGACAGUGUGGUGGAAGUAUCAGUGACUGGCAGUAGCAGUUACACGGAGCUGGUCACAGUGUUCUAGGUCAAGUGCUGGAGAGGGUACUCUCUACUCAAUGAAUAAAAACUCUUUUGUUUAUCAGUUACUAUAUCAUUUUUUAAAUGCUGUCGGGGUCAUGUAAGACUUUCAGUUUCGUAAAUAACUACUAGUUUUUAAUUGUGUCCCAGUGGUGUAAAUGUAUACGGGUGGAGAUUAAUGUUACACAUAUUUUGCUGUCAGUACAUCAUUGGAUAGUUCUAAACAGUUGCUAAUGUCUUUAGAUGUAAAAUUAACCUUAUUGCUUUGUUUAAAAAUUUUACUUGUUUAUUGACGAUUCCGACAGCGACGAACCAAGGAAUUCCUUAAGAAUCCCGCCGACAAGAACCAAACAUAACCUAGGAACUAAAAGACUUGAUCUGGACAGCAAGAGUGUACCUUAAUGAGUGCAAUAGGUUAUGUCCACGAUACGUCGUGUACAUUAACUAUCAUACACUCUUCUCCAUUUAUACGUAUUCCGUUACCUUUCACUGUAUAAACAAAAACCAUAAGCGCAUCAAUUUCCACCACAUGUAUCCACAUAUUUUGUAUAAAUAUCAUCAUCAUGCAUCCGAACCAGUUAGAGGCUAGGACACAUUGUAUGUUUGGCUGUUAUUUAACGAGUAUUGUUAUCGGGGUUUCAAUCAUUAACGCUUUUAUUUUAGAUGUUUUUGUUUCACUGCUUCCAAAGCAUUGUUACAAAGUGUUUUAUGUGUGAUAUGGUUGUAGAACAGAAGAACGAUCGUAAAAAGUGUUAAAUUGAUGUUCGUAAAGUCAAAGUAUCAUCAUAGUGAUUUAUUGUACAGACGUGUUUAUAGCUGUUUGUAAAUUAAGGUAAAAAAUCAUAUUCAGUCACGAUUUUGUUGUUACUUAUUGAUUUAAAAAGUAUUUUUUAAUAUGACUAAAAAGGUAUUUAUUUAUACGUAUAGCACGGGAAUCAAAGUAGAAUAUCGUAAGUCAGAAUUAGACGCUUAUUUAUAGCUUACGUUACAUUUAAAUUUAAUUAGUUCUGAUUUCGAAACUGUCAUUUACUUGGUAAAAAACUAAAAACCGAUCUUCCUGCGUACAGUUAUGUAAAUAGCCCCAAUGCACUCCCACCGUGUAACAAACAAUAUCUGAAUAGUAGGCCUAAAUUACAGAAUACGUUUUUACUCCCUGUGUUAUCCAGAAAUGUGCCCACUGUUUAGAAACAAAGUCAAAAUAAAUAAAACGAAUAAACGUCAACCAAUCAAACACAUUAUUGUUUGAAUAUUUUAAACAGUUUUUCAUUAAUGUAAUUAUAACUUUGAAUAUGUGAAUGUAAUUUUACUUAGGGAAAUGCUUUGACAAACCUAAUGAAAACACAUUGCAAUUUUAAGCCAUAAAAAGUACAUUUAUGUUAUCACUAAUGAACUCAACUACGUCACCACCUCUUUGGUAUGUUACUUGUUAAUCCUCGGUUCGCACGUGAUUAACACUCUGUUAAUGUUAAAAUAAGAGGUUUUAAACAGAGUAACAUUAAGUAACCCUCGUAUAAAGGAUAUAAUCGUUGUUUCAUUUAUUUGAUGUUUCUAAAACAACAGAAAAAUAGAUUUUUUUCCAUGAUCCAUUAAUUUAACACAAUUAAGGUAAACAAAUGAAAAUGGACCAAAUAGCAACAUAGGCAACGUUAUAUUGUUUUCCAUUUCUUACCAACAUCCACACAUUCCUUUUUGCUAUUCUUCAGUAGAACAAGUUAUCCUCUUCCCAUAAUACAUUACUACAUCUGGCUUCAAUUUCCUAUUCAUUAACGAUAGUUCCUCUAAUUUCUGAAUGAGUUAUACAGUUUUCAAUGCCUUUUCAAAGUAGUGAAUUUUAACACUCAUAGUAACAAUAUGUAUAUUGUAUGAUUUAAGUAAUUUAUUUUAUUUUAUUUUAAAUACAAUAUUAUGACAACUUGUGUUAGUGUUUUAUACGCGAAGCAAAACUUUUCCUGCAGUUCUGCUAAAUAUCUCGAAGUUAAAACUAACGUUAAAUGUAUAUUUUAUGCUAAACAUUUAAAACUAAUAACAAGUGCAGUUUAUAACAUUAUAACUAUCUUUAUUUGUUUUUAUGACCUAACUUGUUGCUAAAUGUUAAAAGGACUUACUCAUUUAUAUAAAAUUUCUCUGAACCCUACAUUUUUGCCUAAUUUCGUAAGUGCGAACUAUAUGUAGAAAUAUCAACAUUAGUAGAGAAAUAUGGCAAUAGGUUUCUUUCUUUUCAGAUGUUACUAAACACAUUUUACAUUAGUUAAAGUGAAUUUUUCAAUUUUUUUUUCAUGGUAUUGAAACAGAAUUGAUAAAAGGAUACUAUUUUAUGUUUCCUAAUAAGGAUUUUAAAAACUUUUAUACUUUCAAUGCGCUUUUUAGUUAAAAAUACAUGCAGAUGAAGAAAAGGCACAGAAAAUGUAUGUAAAUACACUUCAUAAAAUCCAAGAAUCAAUUCUACAAAGCAUGCAGUGUUAUGGGAUAUUCAGUACAAAAUAUACAAGAACUAAGAAAAAGCUGCCUCCUUUAUAAUUAACUGACAACUCAGGAAAGUCAAUUUGCCACCACACCAGUGAAAUUCCCUAACCAGUGGUGUACUCUUGUUUUAGGCAAGUUAGAAUUUCGUUUCAUGUGUGCAGUUUGGUUAAAAAUUGUACAAAAAGUAAUCCUGUUUUCCGUACAAAAUCAUCUUUUUAUACCAUAAAAGGUACAUUUUUAUUUAAAAAUGACUUUUUUAACUUCAAUUAGACUUAUUAAAGAGACGGUCUUUCUCGUAGCAGUACUAGUAUACGACAUGUCUGAGCAGGCGUGUGUAUGUCUGGUAGGAGGGGUAUCGUGUUAGAUGUCGUGGGUUUAAAGGCAUGUGUCGUCGAGAAAAUGCAACGUCCUAUUUUAGCAGAUCGUUACAAAAAAUACCCCCUCCAGCAAUACCUGUCUUCCUGGAACUCAUUGCAAUUGUCUUACAUAAUUCACUCAUGACAUAACAAAGACAUAUUUAAUCCCUUCAAUAUUCUCAUCUUCAGACGUACCGUAACAUUCUACCGUUGCAUCAACUGGGGAUAGAUAACUUUACAGAGAUGUGUCAAUAUUCUGAGCUAACGACCUGGAAAACGUAAGACAAUAGCCUUUCAUCAGCAAACGUAUCCACUACACCGUAUACAUAACCCUGUACACUUCUAGAUACUAGGCGUAACAUUUUUAGUUUGGUUAAUAUUUAUAUAGUUCUUUGGUGUAAAAAUAUAUAAAUAAGCGUGAUAUAAACGAAAUUAUUUAUUAUAAAAA